Aspergillus nomiae NRRL 13137 is the source of this 1320-nucleotide messenger RNA. RefSeq names its product GIY-YIG nuclease family protein. Lineage: Eukaryota; Fungi; Ascomycota; Eurotiomycetes; Eurotiales; Aspergillaceae. The record is from RefSeq and is a predicted model, not a curated record. The coding region runs from base 1 to 1320 and encodes 439 amino acids. The transcript has a single exon.
AUGGCGAUAAAGCAGACAUAUUUCAUUCCAUUUCAUCUUUUUUCCUCCGAGGAAUAUACUGGCCAGUGUGCCGCAUACAAGAGCGGUGGAAACGAUGGUCGCUGCACGUCCACCCCGGGAAGCGACUUGAUCAAGAAGACUAAGAUCAACGAAUUACACGCAAAGCUUCAGAGCAGCUACAAGAAUAGGACUGGGGAUGCAGAGAAAGGACAGAUGCUGAAGGAAUUGGCCGGGCUUACUAUCUGCGGGAAGCAAAAAAAUAAUGGAGCCAUAGAAGAUGCCGUGCGCCAGUGGAACUCUGAACUAAAGACGCAAGAUAGCCCGGCUGUUUGUCCAGCAACACCGGCGAGAAAUGUCAAUGCACAGUCGAAGAAGGACAAGGGGAGUUCCAAGUUGGAAUUCACACCCUAUAAAAUCGACGAUAUGGACAAAUACAUCGUGGGCAAACUCAAUCAGGCGGCUGGUCACGAUUCCAGCAUGGACAGUGACAAGGAGAAGAGAGAUCAUCUAUAUAUCUUUGAGUGCGAAGAUGCGAAAGGCAUGUGCAAGCUUGGGUACAGUUCCAGUCUCACACGAAGGGCUCGUGAACAGGAGAAGUGCUAUCCUAAUUUUACGGAACGUCGAUCCCUCUAUUGUCCAAACCCGGAUAUAUUCGAGAAGGUGGUACAUCGGGAGUUGUCUCAGGAUCGAUACAAACAUAAAUGUAGCCGAUGCAACGUCACUCACAAUGAAUGGUUCAAAGCUGAUCUCGAUGAGCUAUACCGGCGUGUUAAAGUUUGGUGCCAGUUUUCACAGGGCUUCCAGGACCCUGAGAAGCGAGUCGACGUGCGUAUUCCGCCUCCUGAGCUCCCUUCAGGUCCAGACAGAUGGUACAAAUGGGCUCAAAAAUGGGUUCAAGAUUGGGAGAAACAGGGAUUACAUUUCGAGCCAAAUACUUCAGACACGUCCGCUGUUCACAAUGCUAUCAUGGAUGUGGAGGCCCUGAACCUCGACGAUGCAGAAUCGGUGCCUGGACUUUCUCCAUCAAGCUCUGUGUCUGGAAUUCCCGGCGAUGAAUACAUCGAUCCUCCCACCCCAACCCCAAUUGAACGCUCACGAAACGGAAAGAGUCUCUUAAAAAACAGUUUGAUCAUACCGACUGCAUCGCCGUCCAUGUCGUCGGAGGAAUACUGGACCGCCGUCGAGGGUUUGUCAACACACAAAGGCUCCGUCCUCUUUCCUCAGGUACCCGGCGGAUAUCCUGCCUCACCAGUGAAAGUGACAACCAAUGAGGACGAGAAUGGAUUGGUGGGUACUCUUGAGAAUAUGACACUUCGUUGA